Haliotis rufescens (red abalone) is the source of this 1753-nucleotide messenger RNA. Its product is annotated as calmodulin-like protein 5. Bases 209 to 646 code for a protein of 145 amino acids. NCBI's taxonomy places the organism in Eukaryota, Metazoa, Mollusca, Gastropoda, Lepetellida, Haliotidae. The transcript is spliced from 4 exons. The record is from RefSeq and is a predicted model, not a curated record. Gene Ontology annotation, molecular function: calcium ion binding.
GUGGGGGCGUGCGGCACGGACCGCAGCCAGGUCAGGUGACAGUUUUCUCAGCAAGCAGCGGUGCUCACUGGCGUGUGUCCCAACCUGUCUGUAUCACUGCCUGCUCCACACAAGCUCCGUCACUAUCAGCCAGCCAGCCAGCCAGCCAGUCUCGUCUCGUCGCGCCUCACGACCAAACAUCUGAACCUCCUGUCCCACAAACUCCGACAUGGCAACCAAGGAAGACUUGCAGAGGUAUGAAGCCUUCUUUGAAGCCGCUGAUACUGACAAGAGCGGUUGUCUCUCCAUCCAAGAGCUGAAGAAUUGUCUUGCAGGCUCCGGAUUCGACGAUCAGACCAUCAUAGACAUGUUCGUGGAGUUCGAUAAAGACGGUGACCGUAAAGUGACAAAGAAAGAAUAUAUGACAGCGCUGGGAAAACUGCCCCCGUCCCGACUCGAUGAAGCCAAACUUCGGAAAGCAUUCAAGGAUCUGGACUCUGACAACAGUGGAACCCUUGAUGCCGGUGAAAUAAAAAAAGCUUUGAGUUCAUGCGGCACAAAAAUCACUGAUGAAACUGCAACGGCUAUCAUCAAACAGGUUGACACCGACGGCGAUGGAAAAGUCAACGUGAAGGAGUUCCUGGCUGUCUUCCGCAGCCAGAGUUAGCCAAGCCUCCGCAUCCCGCUCACUGGCAGCUUGACCUUCACUCGAAGGUUUUUAAUGUACAAUUUGGUCAUAGCAUAGACAGUUUCAUAAUCUUUCUAAUAGUGGCUUCGACUGUCAGUCUCCAAAGUACACGUUUAGUGUCCAUGUUUAACUGUCCAUAUGAAUCCUACAUUGUGAACACACGAGUUAACGGGGCGAUGGGGUAGCCUAGCGUUGGCUAUCAUGCCGAAGACCCGGGUUCGAUUCUCCACAUGAGUACAGCGUGUGAAGCUACUUGAUAUUGCCCAGCCUUACAUGACGCAAUAUAUAAUACUAAAAUCGGCGCAAGAUCUCCGUCCCCGACCACAUAGUAUUAAAUGCACCUUUCACUUCCGUUACCCAUUCACCUGUACACAGAGGUUAUCAUGCGAUGUGCUUUGGGUCGGUAAAUAUCCUGAAUUAAGAAUAAACAUUUUAUUUAGCAAGCAUAAAAUCGCAGGAGUGAUAACCUCUUUAUCAUACAUAUGUCAUUCCUAAGUUCUAUUGGAGAAAAGGGUAUUUUCAUCUCGCACAAACGGUACCUAAAAAUUGCAUUUUUCCUGGAUUGUGCGCAUUAAUAUAUUACGUCACAAAGUCGGUAAUUAGUCAGUUGGACAGUGACAGCGUGUAGUAUAGUUCCACUUGAAAGUUGUUUUCAGACACUGAUUGUUGAUGUUUUGUUAACGAUAUUUGAGCAUCGUAUUAUAAGGUAACAGUAUGAUCGUUUGAAAAAUAACUACUUGUGGUUUGUUUCGGUAUAAAUUGGCCGGGAGAUAAGGGCGAAUCUAUGUAAGCACUGAAAGUUGUACUACCUGACCUUUCAUAUUUGAAUACGUAAAUAUAAGAAACUUGUUUGUGUACAGAGCGUACAGCAUGUUUUUUUUUCUGAAUCGUCACUGUCGGGACAUAUUUGGAGAAAGUGGACCCAUCAAUGUUGAACUGUUAAAAUCGUCUGUCAGCUACUGUCAAAUGUCUAUGUAAGCCUGCUUGUGUAUUAACUGUAGACAAGUUCAGAAACUAUUGUUUUUGCUUCAUUUAAUUACCACUUUGUAUUACAGAAAAGAGAAACAAUAAAUAACAUUAAGUUGG